This is a messenger RNA of Onychostruthus taczanowskii (white-rumped snowfinch), 1798 nucleotides long. RefSeq names its product 4F2 cell-surface antigen heavy chain-like. Gene Ontology annotation, biological process: carbohydrate metabolic process; amino acid transport. The record is from RefSeq and is a predicted model, not a curated record. The transcript is spliced from 8 exons. NCBI's taxonomy places the organism in Eukaryota, Metazoa, Chordata, Aves, Passeriformes, Passeridae. The coding region runs from base 25 to 1554 and encodes 509 amino acids.
UGAGGGCUCUGGUUCUUUCCCCAGAUGGACCCCGAGUCUCCCCCCCGCGAGCUGGAGCUCUCGGCGCUCGAGGCCGAGAAGGAGCCGAUGGCCGCGGCCGAGCCGGGGACCCCCCCCCAGCCCCCCUCUCCCCACCGCGACCCCUCCCCGGCCCCGGAGCAGCGGCAGGGCGGCGAGAAGAACGGGCUGGUGAUGAAGAUCCCCCCCGAGGAGGAGGAGGAGGCGGCUCUGGGGGGCGCGGGGGCCUCGGGGAGCCCCAAAUUCACGGGGCUGGGCAAGGAGGAGCUGCUGAGGGAGGCGGGGACGCCGCUCUGGGCCCGGGCCCGCCUGGUGCUGCUCGUGCUCUUCUGGGGGGGCUGGCUCGGGAUGCUGGGGGCCGCUGCUGCCAUCGUGGCACAAGCCCCCCGAUGCCAGCCCCUGCCCGACAAGGCCUGGUGGGAGCUCGGGGCGCUCUACAGGGCCCCCCCCAAGGCCUUUGGGGGCGAUCUGAAAGGCGUGGAGAAACGUUUGGGGUACCUGAAGGACAAGCUGCAGGUGGGGGGGCUGGUGCUGGGCCCCGUGGCCCCCCAAAAACCCCCCGAGGGGCUCCUCCCCCCCCUGAAGGAGCUGGACCCAGCCCUGGGCACCAUCCAGGACUUCAAGGCUCUCCUGCAGGCGGCCAAGGACAAAGGGCUGAAGGUGAUCCUGGACCUGACCCCAAACCCCGCUGGGGAUCGGGUCUGGGGGGACGCGGCCGGCGACCCCACGGUGCACCAGCAGGUCCAGGCUGCCCUGAGCCAUUGGCUGAAGCCCUGGCCUUUCCCCCCAUUUUUGGGUUCCAGGGUGCUGGUGGGGGGCACUCGGCUGCAGGAGCCCUGGAAGGUUCCGGGGGUCCCGGGGGGGCUGCGGCUGCUCCUGGGGCCCUUCCUGAAGCCGCUGGAGCCCAGAGCCGGUGCCGAGUCGCCCGAGGGAGCCGUGAGGAGCCUGCUCCACUUCCUGGGCUCCAACUCCUCCGGCGUGGGGCUGGGCUGGAGCGUGGGGUCCCCGUGGGAGGCCUGGGUGAGCCCCGGGCUGAGGCUGCAGCAGCUGCUGCUGCUCUGGGGGCUCCCCGGGACCCCCGUGCUGAGCUACGGCGACGAGCUGGGGCUGCCGCGGCCCCCCAAGGACCAGCAGCUGCCAUCGAUGCCGUGGGAAAUCAUCGACGAACCGAAAAGAGGCGGGAACGGCUCCGAGCCCCCCGAGCUGGAGCUGUGCACGGCCCUGGCCUCCCUGCGUGCCCACGAGCGCUCGCUGCUGCUGGGGGAGGCUCUGGCGGUGCCGGCGGGCUCGGCCGUGGCGCUGCUGCGGCGCUGGGACCAGAGCGAGCGCUUCCUGCUGCUGCUCAACCCCCACGGCAGCGCCCUCAAACCCUUCUCGGGGGGCGGAGACCCCCGGGACCCCCCCCUGCCCGCCUCGGCCACGCUGCGCUUCAGCACGGGCCCCAGGGAGCGCGGGGAGCGGCAGCUGCGGCUGGAGGAGCUGCGGGUGGAGCCGGGCCAGGGGCUCCUGCUGGGCUUCCCCUACAGCCCCGAGUGACCCCCAGACCCCCCCGGCCCCCCAAACCCACCAGCCUUGCACCCCCUCCUUUCGGGGUGGGGGGGGGUCCCACGCUCAUCUCCCCUCGCUCGUUUUUUGGGUUCUCAUCCUGCUCCCCCUCAACCCAAAGGGUUUUUUGGGGUUUUCUUUCUUUCCCCAAUUCUGUUUUGGGGUUUUUUCUUUGUUUUCUGGGGGAGUUGGGGUCCCCCCCCCGCCUCAAAUUCUGAAUAAAUGAUUGCAUUUG